GGCUGCGGGAGGGCGAUGGCGCGGGCGCUGCUCUGCGCCCUGGCGCUGCUGCUGCUGGCGGCGCCGGGGCCCCGCGGCGCCGCCGGCCCCGGGAGGCGCGCACGCGGCGCAGGUGACAGCGUGCAGCAGCGCCAUGCGGAGUGGGGACACUCCUGGCAUGUGACCCCGCAGGUCCUGCAGGGCGAUCGGAGGCUCAGCCUGGCAGAGGCUGUGCAGGGGGGGUUCCCUGCCUGGCUGCAUGUCGCCCUGGAGCUGGAGGGAACACAACUGGUGGUGGAGCUGGAGCAAAACUGGGAGCUGGUGCUGGGCACUGGGGCGCUGCUGUACUACCUGCCUGACGGCACGCGGGUGGUGCGGGAGGCCAGUGAGCAGGAACACUGCUGCUACCGUGGGAGUGUGCAGGGCUUCCCCGGCUCCCGGGCCAGCCUCUGCGCCUGCUCCGGGCUCAGCGGCCACCUCUGGGUGUCGGAGAACAGGAGCUACGGGCUGGAGCCGGACGUCGGUGGUCCCCCGGGCAGGCAUGUGGCAUACCGGCCCCGGGACGCCCGGCUGGCGCCGCGGGCCUGUGGGCCAGCCCCCACGGCCUCCCCGGAGGCAGAGACGGAGCCACCCCGGCCACAGAGGGGCAAGCGGGCAGCGGCGGAGCAGCGCUUCGUGGAGCUGGUGAUGGUGGUGGACCACGCUGCGUUCCAGAACUACCCUGACCUGCAGCGCGUCCACACCCGGACCCUGGAAAUUGCCAACCAGGUGGACACGUUCUUCCAGCCGCUGGGGGUCCGGGUGGCCCUGCUGGCCGUGGAGGUCUGGAGCCAAGGCGACAAGUUCAAGGUGGGCCACAGCGGCCGGGAGGCACUGGAGCAGUUCCUGCAGUGGCGUCGCAAGGAGCUGCUGCCCCGGCUGCCCCACGACAACGCGCAGCUGCUGACGGGCUCCCGCUUCGAGGACGUCAUGGUGGGGAUGUCGACGCAGGACUCCAUGUGCUCGCCGGCGCGCUCCGGGGGUGUCAGCAGGGACCACUCGGUCAGCGUGCUGGUGGUGGCCACCACCGUGGCCCACCAACUGGGGCACAACUUAGGCAUGAGCCACGACGGCGCCGGGCACCGCUGCCGCUGCAGCAACCUCUACCAGGACCGUGGCUGCAUCAUGGACUUACCCACGGGGCUCACACCUGGCUUGAGCUUCAGCAACUGCAGCCGGCAGGACCUGGAGCGCAGCCUGCAGCAGGGCCGGGGCUGGUGCCUCUCCAAUGUGCCCGAGCCUCAGAGACUGGCCGGGAGCCCCCGCUGUGGAAACGGCUUCCUGGAGGCCGGCGAGGGCUGCGACUGCGGCCUCAGCAUUGAGUGCACCGACCCCUGCUGCAACAGCAGCAGCUGCCAGCUGGUGCCCGGAGCCGAGUGCGCCACGGGGGAUGCCUGCUGCCAGGACUGCAAGCUGCGCCGUGCUGGGCACCUGUGCCGGGAGCCGCUGGGCGAGUGCGACCUGCCUGAGUACUGCGACGGGCUCUCACCACGUUGCCCGCCCAACGCCUACCUGCAGGACGGGCAGCCCUGCAGCAGCGGGCGGGCGUAUUGCUACGGCGGGGCCUGUGCCACCCUCGAGGGACAGUGCCAGCAACUGCUGGGGGCAGGCGCCAGCCCCGUCUCCGGCUCCUGCAUGGCCGCCCUGAACACGAAAGGGGACGAGCACGGACACUGCGGGUGGCUCCCCAAUGGCUCCUACGUCGCCUGUGCCCAGCGGGACGCUGGCUGUGGGCGGCUGCAGUGCCAGCGCGGCAGCGCCCGGGAGAGCCGGCCGGCAGCCUCCUGCCAGGGGACCCUGCUGCCGGGGGGCGAGGACGUGAGUGACCCGGCCAUGGUGCUGCCUGGCACUGCCUGCGGCCCCGGCAAGGUGUGUCUGCAGCACCAGUGCCAGGACAUCUCUACGUUGGAGGAUCAGCAGUGCAGCAGCAAGUGCCACGGGCGCGGGGUAUGCAACAACCACGGGCACUGUCACUGCGAGCGGGGCUGGGCUCCCCCCAGCUGCGCCAGCCCUGGCGCGGGGGGCAGCGAGGACAGCGGCCCCAUGGCCCCGGAGCGAGGAGGGAGUGCGCUGCCCACGGCUCUGCUGCUCAGCGCCCUGCUGAUGCUGGCCCUGCUGCUGGGGCUGUACUGCGUGCGCCGCUCAGGGCUGCGCAAGCACCUCUGCCAGCUCAGCAAAGGGACGUCCUGCCAGUACAGUGCUGAGACCCAGGCCCGAUUCCUGGGUCCAGAAGCCUCAGACAGCUGGAGCGGGAUCUCGCAGCCGGAGACCCGAUCGUCAAGCCAGGGCCCCCCUGAGCGGCCCCGACCCCCGCAGUGGCGUCAGGGCACCGAGCUCCAGGUCAUGCACAGCAGCAAGCCGUCUGCCCUCGGCUCGGCCAGGCCCGAUCCGCCCUCCAAGCCUCUCCCGCCUGACCCUCUUCCCAAGAGCUCCCAGGCGGUGCCCUCGGCCCGGCCGCCCCCCCCCACGCGCCCGCUGCCCGCCGACCCCGUGCCGCGCGGCGCUCAGCCUCCAGGCCCGGCCAAGCCCCCCCCGCCUCAGCGGCCGCUGCCCUCAGACCCCCUGGGGCCUUCGCUGCCCCCCAGCCAACCCUCUGUCACAGUGAUUCCCUCCAGGCCUGCUCCCCCACCACCCGCUGGCGCCCCCGCUACGCCCUAGCCCGCAGGCACCGGGACCACCGCCACGCCGGAGCUGCUGGCCCACCUGGGGCCCUCGUUGGAGCAGGGGGGUGGGGGGGCUCGCGGCACAGCGCCGCUCGCUUCCCCACCCCCAAUAAAACAGUUCUAAACUGC
Messenger RNA from Rhea pennata, 2810 nucleotides. RefSeq names its product ADAM metallopeptidase domain 15 (gene ADAM15). The transcript has 25 exons. Bases 16 to 2676 code for a protein of 886 amino acids. Gene Ontology annotation, molecular function: metalloendopeptidase activity; integrin binding. NCBI's taxonomy places the organism in Eukaryota, Metazoa, Chordata, Aves, Rheiformes, Rheidae. Gene Ontology annotation, biological process: proteolysis; innate immune response; integrin-mediated signaling pathway. The record is from RefSeq and is a predicted model, not a curated record.